Molecule: messenger RNA, 1647 nt
Organism: Parnassius mnemosyne (clouded apollo)
Lineage: Eukaryota; Metazoa; Arthropoda; Insecta; Lepidoptera; Papilionidae
Source: the annotation of a GenBank genome assembly
AUGACUGCUACGCACGGAGGCGGCUGCGAAGACGACCGGCCAGACAAGGAAUCUGUAUAUACAAUUAAGACCGGGUUCAAAAACGAUGCCUACCAGCACGACAGGGAUUCGAACGACGAUAUCGUUAAGCCUCCACCGCUGCCGACUGAAGAGGACUCGUACGCCACGGGAAAGGUGAAACUAUCGAGAAAUGAAAAAUGGAGGAUAUUAAAAAACGUGGCGGCGGUGAGCGCCGCCUUCAUGGUCCAGUUCACCGCCUUCCAGGGUACGGCGAACUUGCAGUCUUCCAUCAAUGCCGCAGAUGGACUCGGUACAGUUUCACUGAGCUCAAUCUACGCCGCGCUUGUCGUGUCCUGCAUAUUCGUUCCCACGUUCCUUAUCAAAAGGCUAACCGUGAAGUGGACGUUGUGCCUUUCUAUGAUGUGCUACGCACCUUAUAUCGCUGCGCAGUUCUACCCGGCUUUCUACACUCUGGUCCCGGCUGGAGUAGUCGUAGGGCUGGGAGCUGCGCCUAUGUGGACGUCCAAAGCUACGUACCUGACCCAAGCUGGUAGCGUCUACGCGAAGUUAACGGACCAGGCGGUUGACGGUAUCAUCGUCCGGUUCUUCGGCUUCUUUUUCCUGGCUUGGCAAACCGCUGAGCUGUGGGGUAACCUUAUAUCUAGUUUGGUAUUUUCAUCUGGGGUACAUAAUACCAACAAAUCGAUGGAUAACACGAGCAGCACGGUCCUAACAUGCGGUGCCAACUUUUGCAUGAUCGGAGGUGGACACCACGACAACAGAAACCUCCACCGGCCCCCAGACAGCGAGAUUCACGAAAUCAGUGCCAUAUACCUCGCAUGCGUCGUUGUGGCCGUCCUUAUGGUCGCACUUCUUGUUGACCCUCUAUCAAGGUAUGGUGAAAAGCAAAGGAAGUCCGAUCCAUCUAAAGAGCUAACUGGAAUACAGUUGCUGUCAGCAACCGCGUACCAGCUGAAGAAACCUAACCAACAAUUGCUUAUUCCAAUAACGCUCUGGAUCGGAAUGGAACAGGCGUUUAUUGGUGCUGAUUAUACACAGGCUUACGUCUCGUGUGCACUUGGCAUUCGAUCGAUUGGCUACGUCAUGAUCUGUUUCGGAGUUGUGAACGCUGUAUGUUCACUACUAUUCGGAUCUGCGAUGAAGUUCAUCGGGCGGUUUCCUAUACUCGUUAUGGGAGCAGCUUUACAUCUGGGAUUAAUCGUAUGGCUUUUGAUAUGGAGACCGAACCCUGAAUCGCCCACCGUCUUCUUUGUGAUAUCCGGGCUUUGGGGAGUCGGUGACGCAGUUUGGCAGACGCAGGUUAAUGGAUUAUACGGAGUAUUGUUCAGACGCAACAAGGAAGCAGCCUUCUCUAACUACAGGCUAUGGGAGAGCGCCGGCUUCGUUGUCGCUUACGCCUAUUCCACCCAUUUGUGUGCCAGGAUGAAACUAUACGUAAUGAUGGUCGUAUUGCUCAUAGGAUUUGUUGGAUAUAUUAUCGUGGAGAUUCUUCAUAAGAGAAAGGCUCGUCGUCAGAAGGCGAUUGCCGAGAACCCAGUAGCAGCAGCCGAGGCAGCGAAGCAACCCCCAGAAGAAGACGACGAAAAGGAUGAAAUCGACGACGACAUUAUAAUCACACACCUGUAA